GUUUGAUCAUACUUUGUUAAAGUUUUUUCUUCUGUUUCAUUUCCUGGGUUUUUUUCCUUUCUUCUCUUCCUGUUUCAUAAAUCGUCAUCUUUUCUCAAUUUCCACUGGGAUAAACGACGAAAGGAAAGGAAGGAAGAUGAGCAAGACGUGCGCUCGUUGUGAGAAAACGGUUUAUCCGAUCGAGGAGCUCAAGUGUCUCGAUAAGAUAUGGCAUAAGCAGUGCUUCAAGUGUCAGGGUUGCGGGAUGACCUUGAAUAUGCGAACGUACAAAGGCUUCAACAAACAGCCGUAUUGUGAGGCACAUAUACCAAAAGCAAAGGCAACAACAAUGGCGGAAACACCAGAAUUAAAACGUAUUGCAGAGAAUACAAAAAUUCAAAGCAACGUUAAAUAUCAUGCAGAGUUCGAGAAGGCAAAGGGAAAGUUCACGCAAGUCGCGGAUGAUCCAGAGACGUUGAGAAUCAAGCAGAACAGCAAAAUCAUUUCAAACGUUGCUUACCAUGGUGAACUUCAAAAGAAAGCGAUCAUGGAACAGAAGAGGACCAUGACCGGAGAAAAUGGCGAACAAAUAGAGUACGUAGAGUAUACGGACGGUACAAUCGCACCUGCCUCGAGCAGUUACUUAAAUGCGAAUCCACCAGUUACGAGAACGGCAAACUCGCCUGUACAAAGGACACCAGGUAGGAUCGCUGAUUACGAUCCCCUUAGUGAAGCAAGGCCGAGUCCUUAUUCCGCUAGGCAAGCCGCAACCACGGUCAUUUAUACCAGUGACAAAGGUCCAGUGACGAAUCCACCAACACGAAAAAUUGGUUCCGUAGCGGAUAUCGACCCGGUGAACGACUAUUAUGGAUCGCUCACGCCUCCGACGAAUAAUAAUCACGUGAUACAGCAUCAUCCACCACCACCGCCACCUACCAACGUCGGAAGAGUAUAUAGAGCGUUGUACGAUUACGAGGCACAAGAUUUGGACGAAGUAAGCUUCUGUGAUGGUGACCUGAUUGUCAACUGUACAGCCAUUGAUGAAGGAUGGAUGACAGGUUUGGUACAACGUACAGGUCGGCAUGGUAUGUUGCCAGCGAACUAUGUCGAGCCAGCGCAGAUCUAAGGGCCAUUAUUUUUUGAACGAUGAAUCUUAGCAGCUGCCAUCAUCUCAACUUCUCCUUUUGUUGUCACCGUUCAUUUGAUCGCAACUUUUCCAUUUCAAUCGAAUGAAACGCUACUGGUGUAUACACUGAUGGUGUGCAUGUAUGUUUGUGUGAGAGAAAGAGAAAUAGAGAGAGAGAGAAAUAUUCUUUGCUUGCGAGAGAAAUCGUCUGCUUUUUUUUCUCCUAAAUUGUUUUAUGUACAAUGCUCUCCUUGCCGUGUUAGAAAAAAGUUAAACAAUAUUUUCAAACAGGACACCACUCUCGAGAUGAUCGUCUUGUUCGCACGGGAUUGUUGUUUCUUUAGUUCUUUUUUUAAUAUAUAUAUAUUUUUUUAAAUUGAAAAGAAUAAAAAUGAGAUAACGGAUAAAUAAUUUUUGUCAUCGAAAGGCUGCUUCUUCUCGUGUUGUUGUUGACGUUGUUGCGUUAUCAUUAUCGGUGUCAUUUUUAGACGCACUGCUAUACUUUUUUCUUCUUAUCUCGAAGCGUUCAUAGUUUCUUUUUUCUUUUUUACAUAUCGCGUUUUUUGCAUUUCGCGUAACAAACGUUAUCUAUAUAUAUAUAUAUAUAUAUAUAUAUAUAUAGACUUCUAAUAUAAUAGAGAUAUAGUAAUAGCUAUAUAUGAUUACGAUUUGGGGACCAAGCAUUUUAUAAUGAAUUUUACAAAUAAAUAUAUACAUAUAUUUUUUUGUUCUCGAGCGAACCGAGGAAUAUAAUAAUAGUUACAACAGAUUGCUUUACUUUCCUGUAUUUGUUAUAGAAAAUAAUUCUAUCUUCAUUCGCUCGUUGCUGGCGCAAACGCGACUUUACACGACUAAAUUAUAAGAUUCUAAUUCAACAAAUGAACAAUCAAAAAUUCUAAACAUUACCUUUCUUCAAUAAGAUUUAUUACACACAUUCCUUAAUUGCUGAAGGAUUCUCAUUAUUUUUAUUUGUAUUUCUUAUAGAUUAUGAGAUCCUUAUUGCAUACUGCAUUUGUAAACUGUGACCGUAAAGCUUUUAGAUGGACUAAGAUUUCUUAAAUGAUUUUGACACGUUGCCUACCAUAUUAGUUCUACGUGUUUUGCUGUAGAGGCCUACAAUUCUGAGAUUAGAUAGAAAAAAGUAAUGCCAGUUAUAAAUGAUCUUCAUGGUCCCAUUAAUAAGACAAACACUGGUCACGGGUGACCGACAAGGAUGUCAACGUGUUAAAUAUUAAUUACUUUGUUUAGACACUUUUUAGAUAAACCUUUUUUAUACAUUGUACAACUACAAGUUUAUUUCAUUAAAUUGUGAGUUUAAAUACGAGUCUAAUGUAUUUUUUAGUCGAAUAAUUAAGUUUUAUAUUCAUCUAUAAACUUUUGGUUCACCUAGAAACUUUUAGUUUGCAUUUUAUACUUACUUUGUAUAAAAAAGAAAUAAUUUAAAAAAUGAACUCUGUGAUUGUUGUGCCUUUGUCGUCGUUGUCGCCAUGUUUCUUCUUCCAAUCUAAUUUUUAACAAUCUUGUCUCUUUUACGAAGAAAUACGAAUGAAAAGAAUCUAUUUAUUUAACUCAUAUAUGUGCCUUAUAUAUAUCGACACACAUUUAUACAUAGAAAUUUGUAGGAUUCUUAAUUUGAUCCAUUUCUUCGAGAAUAUUUGAUACCCUAUACGUAUACAUAUUACUACUACAUAGAAAAUAAUAAUAAUAAUAAAUAUUAUUAUUAUUGUUGCCUUUAUAUUCUAUAGAGAAGAUUUAUCGUAUGUAUUUUAUUAUACGAUCGAGCAAUUGCUAUUAAAAGAGACCACGAACAUUUUAGUGUCUAUUAAUAAUUAAUCGAGUUUAAUUAAUUACAUAGAUAUAAAUAUAGCAAGCGAGAACACGUUAAAUUCGUUUUUAAAGAACAAUAUAAAAGAUAACAAUCGUUAAAAAUGUUAUCGCUGAUUCUUUUUCUUAAUUUCAUUUUUUUCUUUUAUUUUUAUUAUUUCUUUUUUUAAUUAAUUAAUAAUAUUAACCGACCCUAUCUAUUUGAUAGUUUUUAAGGUCCAUUCGCAAUCCUGCGGUCCCGUUUGUUGUAAGCUUUGCACAAGUCUUUUUUUCUAAAUCAUUUUAUUUUCAUUUUUUUCUUUAAUAAACUUUUUUUCUUUCCCUUUUAUUUUAUGUUAUUUUCAAUUUUGUUUGUUUUAAAUACGUAUCAUCUCGCAACGGCAGGGUAUUUGAGGAUACCACUUACCAUUUUAUGGAAUAUUAUAAAUAAAUUAAUGUUUAUUACAGGGUGAAUUUAACAUUUUUAGAUGAUUUGAACAAUUAAUUAUUCUUUUUCAAUAUUUUUUAAACCUUUUUUUUUACAAUUUAAAUAAAACUAUCCAGAGAGAGUCUCGAAAAAGUCUAAUUUAUUUAUAUUUUUAAAUUAUCUAAAAACUUUAAGCUCAACCUGUAUACAUAAAUUUAA
Polistes dominula (European paper wasp) is the source of this 3554-nucleotide messenger RNA. Its product is annotated as LIM and SH3 domain protein F42H10.3. NCBI's taxonomy places the organism in Eukaryota, Metazoa, Arthropoda, Insecta, Hymenoptera, Vespidae. Gene Ontology annotation, cellular component: focal adhesion. The record is from RefSeq and is a predicted model, not a curated record. Gene Ontology annotation, molecular function: actin filament binding.